This is a messenger RNA of Castor canadensis (American beaver), 4103 nucleotides long. The record is from RefSeq and is a predicted model, not a curated record. NCBI's taxonomy places the organism in Eukaryota, Metazoa, Chordata, Mammalia, Rodentia, Castoridae.
CCCUGGGUCCUUGGCGGCCGGGUGCUGGCAGGAGGGGGCAGGGCGAAGCGAAGGCCCCGGGAUCGAGAACAGUGGGAGAGCCAGGCUCGGUGGGGCGAGGCCCAGGGCCGGGCGGGGCGAUGGAGGAAGCGCUGCUCUCCACCCCCAUCAACCCCAACAACUUCCCCGCCAAGCUGUGGCGGUUGGUGAACAGCCCCCGGUACAGCUCGAUCCGCUGGGACGGCCGAGGAGAAGGGCUGCUAAUCGACCAGCCGCUCUUUGAGGCCGAACUGCUCAGCCCACCUGGGCCGGGGUCUGGAAGCGGUGCUGGCGCCGGGGCCGAGCCAGAGCUUUUCAAAACCACCAACUUCACCAGCUUCAUCCGCCAGCUCAAUCUCUACGGCUUCCGCAAGGUGGUGCUGGGCGGGCCGGGCUCGGCGGGUCCCGGGGCGGGCGGGCCAGCCGGCGACGGGCCGCUCCACCACUUCUACAGCCCGCACUUCCGCCGCGACCAGCCGCAGUUGCUGGUGCACCUCAAGAGACUCACCAGUGCCAACAAGGCCAAGCUGGCGGCCGGCCUGGAGGUGCCCUGCCGGCCGCCCAACCGCUUCCAGAGGCUGCUCAUCACCUCGGCUUCGGCCUCGGCCUCCACCUCCCCCCUGCAGCACCAGGACCCACUGCCGCCGCCCGCAGGGCCCCGGCCCGAGCCGCACGGAUCAGUGGCUGUAGGACAAUUUCACCGGUCAUUCCGGCGAGAUAGUUUGUCUCCUUAUUCCUAUGUAUCAACUUCAUCCCACAACCACAGCACCUUCCCUCUGAAAGGUUUAGAUCGGACCCCAAUUCCUCCUAGAACAUGGCAGAACUCCCUUGGAAUGCACCCUGGACAAGUGGAGACAUCUCCUACUUUUUCAGAUAAAGGAGUUCCAUUUCCUGUACUGCAGAGAUUUCCCACUGAGGUUACCUAUACGUUGCAGCCCAGUGCCACAUCUGUACAUGUUCAACAAGGUACUCAAACAAUGGUCAGCUCCUCCCAAAAAUAUAGUAACUACACACCCUCAGCACAGUACUCCCAAGCCUACUAUCCAACAGCUGUGCUACAGUGCUGCUCUCCUUCCACACACAUGGACCCUCUAAGUAGUUGUGUCACUCCCACUGCCUCUUCCUAUGCACACUGCAAUUACUUCCAGAAUCCUCCAAUGCAGUCUUCCUAUCCAGUUGAAUUUCUGCCUUCUAAUUGGCCUUGCAGUGCUACUGAUGAAAAUAAAAAGACAGAAGUAAACCUAGAGGCUGUCUUUCAGAUAGUAGAUGAAUUGCAUUCCUCCCCUAAAUUGGAGAUGGUAAAGGUGGAGCCUGUUGAGAAUCAGUGCUCAACAUCUCAGUCUAACAGAGGCCAACAUAUCCUAGCUGAUUCAAACAACACCAAUCCAUCUUCCAUGGGUCAGGCUAGCCAGCUGGAGCCACUUACUCCUGUAGGCUCAGAUAUUACAUCUUUUGUGGUUGGAACAGAACAAGCAAUUACCUGCUCUUUACCCCAGUCACCUGAGUACAUCUAUACCAUCCACACAGCUCAGCCUGUGGAAAAUAGCACAAUGCAAGAAUCUGCAGCCAUCCAACAAACUCAUGUCAAACUGAAGGAGCAGCUAAGCCAUAAUCCAUCUCCGUCUUCAGUAGUAUUUAUGCAGGAAGGGCUACCAUUCAGCACACAUCAGGUGGAUACCAAUAUAAAAUGCCAGACCAAUCCACCUGAGAAUAUCUUGCCUUCAGAACAGAUGGGAUUCCUCAUUUCAGAAAUGGGGCCUGCUAGCAAGCCCAGUAAAGAUGUAGGUUUAUCUACUCCAGCCAGAUACAGAGAGCGAAGAAGCAACUCACAACAAGGAAAGUCUCUUGAUCUUCAUCUGCUGGUGGACGUGGCCUGCAAGCAGGAGCACUUUCCAAAGGAGGAAGAAUUAAAAGAGUGAGGAAUGGAUGACAAAUGUGACAUUGUGCACUAGCUAUAGCUGGAGGCAGACUAGCCUUGCACAUGACACACUGUUAGGAUUUUUCCAGUUCUGUUAAGGAAAAAAAAGUAUUUUUUGUUUUGUUAAUUGAGAAUUUUGUUAAUUGAAAAUUGGAAGUUUGGUAUUUACUACAACUGUUCAGUUCAGAUUAUUUACCUUGACAAACUACUAAACAUCUAGCAGCCAUGGUUUUUUUGCUGCUCAGAUCCCUUUCAAAUGAAAAGUCCUGGCCUUCUGUCACAGUCAAGAAGCAUUUAAAAACUGUUGCAUUGAUGGUACUGAAGCAAAAUGUGUGUGUGCUGAGUUGUCGUGCCAGUCUCAAACUGUGGUCAGCACAACUUCUGUCUAUCUGUCUCAAGUCACAGUGUGAUCCUUUAGAGAAGAUGGUGUAAGAAACAAAGACAUGUGAGGUCACCAAGAUCACAGGUCUAAAUGGGUCAGGAAUUCCAGGGAAGAAACUCUGGGAAAGAGCUAAUUUUCCAAGUGAUUAAACCAGGAAAUUCUCUUACUUCCUAACCCAGCAUUCUGUUUCAAGAGCAAGGCAUCCGGACUUGGACCAUCCAUCACUUUUAACAGCCCUUGAUUCUUUUAUAUUAAUCGGAGCAUUUUUCUAUUUUCAUAUCUUUCUUUAAUUUUAAUGAUACAUUAUCAUAAAUUGUAAGAAGGUUUUGUUAAUAUCACUUGCUUAAAUGUCUUCUAAAGAAAAAUAUUUAACUUGUUUAAUUACAUUUAUAAAUGCUGGUAGAUUUAAAGGUUUUAAAGCUUUAUAUUUUUAUUAAUAUUGCAGGAUAGAAGGAUAAAGGAUGCAUGUGUAAUAUUUUUAUUUUGAAGGGGAAAUGUACAAUGUGUGAAAAGAAAACAUUAAGAGAUUUAACACAGUGUUUUCUUAUUUUAGAUUUUUACAUUCAACAAGUACAAAUUCUCACCUAUGUGAGGUAUUGUGUGCAAAUUUUGGGGAAAACUGAUUAGUUGUCAUUUAGCAGAAACUAUGCUGUGAUUUUUUUUAAUAGUUUAUAUGUGGCUUAAGCUUCUGAAUUUUGUAUAGUGGGAUAGACUAUAACAUUUUUUCUUGUCCCCUCUGUAGGGUUCUAAAUUUGAGUAGUAGGAUUGUGGGACUCUGUUUAAGGAGAGGAGGACAUUUUGGAUGUCCAGUUGAUCCUUUAUUUUCCCAUCCAAUGACAGCAAGAACCUUUCUGAUUUAAAGUCUUUUAAAUUAACUAGAAUUUUCUUUAGGAUUCUGCCUUAGUUUUCCUAAUAAGCACUGCAGAAACAAAAGGAAAGCUUAGGACUAUGAAACUAAUGAAAAAGAAAUGGCACUUAGUAAUAUGACAUAAGUACUAUGCUAGCCAUUGUGGAUGUAACAGUUCAUUUCUUUUAUUGCAUUGUCCCUUCCCAAUGAUGUCAAACCCUAGAAGUGUAACAGAAAUCUAGCUUUUUUGGAAAAGGGUGAGCUCUGUAUUGGUCUGCAGUGACUCAGUGUAGAUGUGAAAGUAGGUACUGAAAAGUGACUGACUGGUCCAUCCGAUUAGACUAGUUGAUGCCCAUGUUAUGUGCGUUUAUUCAUCUUUAUUAGCAAGGCUUAAAAGAUGAACAAAUUAUCAAAAUAUCUACAUCUUUUGGCCAAGCUGUAUAUUUUGGCAGAGUAUGUGAGGGAAGAGACCCAAUUUCCUAAUGAAGGAACUUUGCCUCUUCUCUGUCAUGUUGACAAGCUGGUAAACUGUCUAGGUGUAUUCCUUCCCUUCACUGUGCCUUUCUUAGCUUUAUAUAUGUUGUAAGAGAUAUCUUUUGAGGAACACGUGUCAAGCGAGAACCUUGGCAUAGAUUUGGUUUUGGUGGUUUGAAGGCUUAAUUAAUGAAAUGCCUUGAUCAGCAUUCCAAACUUUUUUUUAUAUAUGAAUACACCAGACCAAGGAGCUGGAUCCCAAGGAGCUGGAUCUCCUGCUAUACUCACAUGCCUGGUACCUAUCAACUAAAGCUAUCAUCAAUGGCAAGAGGUAAAAUCUUCAUGUGAAUUAGCCAGUAGGGUCUGACACAUACUAACAAGGUUCCUAACUAGCACCUCAGUAUUUCAGCACCUUAAGCACCAAUAAAUUUCAAUCACUCAACAAUAAAGUGAGUGUUCCAACU